Molecule: messenger RNA, 1426 nt
Organism: Drosophila obscura
Lineage: Eukaryota; Metazoa; Arthropoda; Insecta; Diptera; Drosophilidae
Exons: 3
Coding region: 126-1040 (304 amino acids)
Source: RefSeq, a predicted model, not a curated record
CAAACGGGGCAGCCAAUCCACAUCAAGCGGCUGGAGCAGAACGUGACCCGCUGCUGGCUCCCAUAUACGCACUGCCACAGGCAGCACAAAGUGGCCCGGCUGCGCGCGCUUCAUUCAAUAGCCAGAUGAUGCCACCACUGCUGGACUCCAACCAGAACAUUAUACCGGUGCUCGAUUUGCUGGACAUUUUCCAGACCAUAAACAACGAAGCCAACGCAACGCUUGCGCACAUGCAACGGCAGCGGCAACGGCGCAUGUCGGACCGUUGGCGCUUGUCGGACGAGUGGCGCAUGCCCAUUGAGAACCAGGCACAGGCACAGGCACGGGAACAGCCACAGGCACAGCCACAGGCACCCAUGCAGCCACCACAAGCUCGGCUGCAGCCACAGGGCAGCAUGCAGCAGAUGUGCCGUCACUGCUUGCAGGCACUGGGCCACCGGAUUCCACAGCAGUCCGGCCGCCUCUUCCCAGCCCCUUGCUGCGCCGUGCGUCGCACACUUGCGACUCCGAGCAUGGGGCAAGUGGCAAAGCCAAAUUAUCCGUCCAAUGGCUGCCUGGGAACCAGCGGAGCCCUGGUUCCCUUCGGACCGAAUGUGCGUCCGACAAUUGGCAGUGAGAAUGGUGGGUCAGUGCCACAACCACGACGCCAGGUGGCACCUCCAGUGGUGCCAAUACGUGCCGCACACGCGCAGCCAAGACGUUCGUUCGGUGGCCGUUUGCCCACAGCUCCAGAGGGGCAGCGGCAGGGGCAGCGGCAGGUGACACCCACCGCAGGGAGAGAGUCUCUGUCCGAACGAGCCCGCAGACUGAUGGGUGAGAAUGUGUUGCCCGGUGCCCUUGCACCUGCACCUGCACCUGCACCCCACGGCUACAACACCCCACUGCCAAUGCUCGACCAUAACCCUGAUUUUCGCCGCUGCGAAUAUUUCUUGGCCGAAGAGGACACCCACGUCGGUGAUGACCACAGCCAGCUGUCGGUGACCAAUGGAGGCACAGGGGAUGGAUACUUUGUCCGCUCAAACAAGGAGAACUUGGGAUAAACUUUAAUUGCAUUUUAUUCGGAUAGUUUUAUAGCUUAGAUAUAACUGCUGCUGCUUCUGCUGCUGCUGAUCACAGGUCAAAAUUGUAUUCAUGUUUCGUACAAAUUCGAUUGAAGAGAGACGAAAUUUGAUCAGCUUUUAACAACAAAUAAUAUUUAUAUGUCGAUCCUAUUGAUCGCAGCUCAAAAUAGUAUUAAUACUUCACCCAAAAAGGACACAGAAUCGAUUCAACAAAAGAACAAAGAAAUGUAAUUGUAAAAGCUGUAACGAUUCCCUUCCGAAAUUGCCCCUCUGGCAUGCAGCCAACCACAGCCUGAUGAUAAAUGUUCAAAGCUAUCCAUUAAAAUACGCAAUGCGUGGAUUCUGCAAAGGUCUAUAAUUUAUAU